Trichogramma pretiosum is the source of this 2503-nucleotide messenger RNA. RefSeq names its product dolichol kinase (gene Dolk). The transcript is spliced from 8 exons. Gene Ontology annotation, molecular function: dolichol kinase activity. Gene Ontology annotation, biological process: dolichyl monophosphate biosynthetic process. Gene Ontology annotation, cellular component: endoplasmic reticulum membrane. Lineage: Eukaryota; Metazoa; Arthropoda; Insecta; Hymenoptera; Trichogrammatidae. The record is from RefSeq and is a predicted model, not a curated record. The coding region runs from base 839 to 2254 and encodes 471 amino acids.
CAACAAAAGCUAGUAGCGCAACGUGUUUAUGUUUACGACUAGAGUCGCUCGUGCUUUGGUCGUCCGCUGCUGCUGCUGCUGCUGCUGCUGCUGCUGCUCCGACUGCCGUGUUGUUAUUGUUGUGCAUCUCGCUGUCGUCGUCGUCUCGCUAUUUGUUGUGAUUUGUGACGAGUCACACUGUAAAUAUAGUACAAACACACACACACAGAUAAAAAUCGCAUAAUCUAAUCGCUGUAUAUGGAGACAUUCGCGACCGAAUUAUCCGCGCCCUACCCCCUCUUCCAGUAACAGCAGAAGAAGAAAGAAAAAACCGAAUGUAAAUUGAUAUCUCACCCAUAUACAACGACUGACAACCGACGACUGACGACCGACGGCGAUUGCAUUAUUAUUAUGGGCGUAGUCGUCGUUAUGCUCGAUCGACUGCAGCAGGAUACCUUUUGGCUCGUCUAAUAACGAAUAAUCAUCAUUAUUGUUGUUAUUGUUGUUUUGCUGUACUCUACGCACCGCGAGUGACGUCCAGCAGUUCUGCUGCGCGAUCAAGACGAGACGAGAGUGUGUGUCGCGGGCACUCAUAUAUAGGCGCGCAACACGUAGCCGUCAGUUUUUCGCAUCCCGCAAAGUCUCUGUCGUCGUGUGCCGUGUAAGUGCGCGCGACAACGACGUGUGUCGCGAAAUUUGUGCUGUCUGCAAUACUAUCAUCUGCUGCACAGUCUCGACUCGCGGAGCAUCGAGUGACUCCGUCGUCGCAUCCGCUACAUCCAGUGCCAAAGAUAUCAACAGCAGCAGAACCAGCAGUAGAAACAAUAACAGCGACGACGCCGACGACGAGUGCGCAAAAAUGAGUCUGUUCGAGAGGUUUUACGGACCCUGGAACGAGCAGGUCCUGCAUAAUCUCGAUGCCAACGGGUUGCGUCAUCGAACAAAAACUUCUUCUGGAUUAUGGCUUGGAUCAUUGGUUGGAUUAAGUGCCCUUUUAACUUAUCUGAAAGAAGACAAAAGUUAUUCAGAAAUAUGUUUGGUCACAGGAAUUACUGGAUUCAGCCUGUUUAUCAGCUCUUUAUGCUUAUUUUUUCAACUAAGGAAAGAGAAAGUAGUCGCAAAAGAUUACCAUCUUUUAUACUUUUUACCUGCCAUAAUUUCAGCUAUUUCAUUUUUACAUAUAGGGACUAAAGGUUUAUUUACCAGUGCUUUCUGGGGAAUAUUUAUUGCAAGUAUGGGUACAUGGGGUGUUGUUCAAUUAAUGUCUUAUUUACCUGGAUGUUUUACUUUGGGUGAAGCAACAGCUGUGAUGCAUGGCAUCAUUCUCUUUCUAAUGUCUACAUUUCAAAAUUUGCCUUUAAGGUAUCAUUUACGUCCUAUUCAUAGCAAUGAUAUAGUUACAGUAAUACUGCAGGUUUUGACCCUUUCCGUUAUUGCAAUCUGCAUACUUUGUGCCAAGUACCCUAUUUUUCGAAAAACUCAGUCGUUUUACUUUUUAACUUUUGCAAUGAUGGUUUUUAUAACUCGUCCUGCCUUGAAUGAACUACUUGAUCAAAAUCCUGUUUAUUGGGUCAUAUCUUUUGUACUAAGUUCAAAAAGCAAGAUUCUUCUUGUAACAUAUUGGACUGCUUGCUUACUAUUUGCUUUUAUCAGCAUUAAUUGUCAAAUUCUGAAAGGUGAUAAAGCAACAACUUCAAUUAGAAAAAUAUUCCAUAUUUUGGCUGUCAUGGUCUAUGUUCCUGGUUUAAUACUGGAACCAACGCUUUUGUAUCUAGCAAGUGGAGUCAUACUUUCAUUGUUUCUAAUGAUAGAGCUUUUCAGAAUAUAUAAAAUUCCACCAAUCGGUCAUUUCCUACAACAAGGAUUCACUUCUUUUGCGGAUGAGAAAGAUUCAAUUGUGUCAUUAACUCCACUUUACUUGUUAUGUGGAUUAUCUUGGCCUUUAUGGUUGCCUGCAGAUAAUAUGCAUAUAUUAAUAUUAAUGAGUGGUGUAAUGACAAUAGGAAUUGGAGAUAGUGCUGCUAGUUUUGUUGGAAGUCGUUGGGGGAAACACCGAUAUAUUAAUUCAUCAAAAUCAUUUGAGGGUACCUAUGCUUGUGCAAUUUCUCAAUACAUUUUUAUUGUUGCAUUAGCACUUUGUGGAUAUGUGAAUACUGGUCCACUGCUAGUCAGAAUAAUUUGUUCAACCAUUUUGGUUUCAAUUCUUGAAGCUUAUACUGAACAAGUAGAUAAUCUAGCAUUGCCAUUUGUAAAUUAUCUGUGCCUUUCAAUGUGAAUAUAAAACAGCACUUGAAGAUUUGAUUAAGACUUGAACAGCAUUAAUUGAUCAAAAUGGAAAUCAGUUGAUGCAAAAGUAUCAUAUAAAGCAAAGUGAAAGUGAACAAAUGAAAAAAUUCUAUUUUUAAUUCAAGUUAAAAACAUGUUAAUAUUUAGUGAAGUUUAUCAUCUAUUUUAAUCAAAAUUAGCUGUGUUGAUGGAUAUUUUAUUGUUGAACCAAUUAUAUUUAUAUUUAAUCUAUUUCUUA